This is a messenger RNA of Cicer arietinum (chickpea), 3479 nucleotides long. Lineage: Eukaryota; Viridiplantae; Streptophyta; Magnoliopsida; Fabales; Fabaceae. The record is from RefSeq and is a predicted model, not a curated record.
UCUCUCUCUCUCUCUCUCUCUGCAUCUAUUUUGUCUGCUAGCUUCCAAGCUCCUACAAGAGGGUGCUCUGUUAUCAUACACAAAAGCCUAACAAGCUGAGCAAAACGACACACUUUCUUCUGCCACAAUCUUCCUCUCACAUCAAAUAUCUUGCAUGCUUUCUCUUCAUUUCAGUUUUCAUUCAGAAGAUUAUUAUUUCUGAUUUUCUGUAUUUAAAUAAAGUAAAAAAAAAACACUUCUUUGGCAGAAAAAAAAACCAUUUUUGUUUUCUCAGUGGCAAGUUUCAGAUUGUACCCCAACAGAAAUUUUCUGCAUUGUUGAUUCUGCGGCUUGCGUAUCAGAGUCUUGGCGUGGUUUACGGAGAUUUGGGCACUUCACCUUUAUAUGUUUUCUACAAUACAUUUCCUAAUGGUGUGAAAGACGAGGAGCAAGUACUUGGAGCUCUUUCUUUGAUUAUCUACUCUCUUACUUUGGUUCCUCUCCUCAAAUAUGUUUUUAUUGUAUUAAGAGCAAAUGACAACGGACAAGGUAUCAAUUGUUUUGUAAACUUUUGGUGCUUGAGAUAAUUGAGAUUGUAUAGAGGGAAUACUUAGUAGUGUAUUGCAACUUUACAAAAUAACAAUCCACUCCUUUUUUUCCAUUUGUAACGAUUUCUUUCCCUCAAUAAGAUUUCCAUAGCGUACAUUCAGUGUAGUUAAUAGAUGCAUCUUAUAUGGUAAUGUUUGACAGAUACAAAUUUUAAAAGGGGCAUGUAUCUUACAUUCAAAUUCUAGUGAAUAGCGUGCUAUAGCGGCAUUGCGGGAAAAAAAUUGCAGCUUGUAGCAGCUGCUAAAUGUUUCUGGAAAAAACAUUGUUAUAUUAGGGAUAUUUUAGGCAUUUCCUUGUCCUAAUAGAGGGAUAUAAACAUUGAAUUUUGAUAUUAAGUUUCAUUUGCCCCCUUGAACUUCUUAUUAUUCAUUGAUACAGUUUUUUAUAGGUAUAUCAAUCACAUAGUUUUGUAUAGAAUUGGUGAUGUCUGAGUUCACACCAACUAGUUUCAUUGAUAUCAACUAUCGAAAUUCCUUCCAUUAAUGUUGAAAAAUACUCUAGCUUCGCAUAUAGGUCACAAGUAUGGUAGUUUCAGACUUCUGAGCUGCAAUAAAGUUUUACCAAACUAACAUGUGUAGAGCAGGCGGAACAUUUGCGCUUUAUUCCUUGCUUUGCCGACAUGCGAAGAUAAAAACCAUUCCCAAUCAGCAUCGCACUGAUGAAGAACUAACAACAUAUAGUCGCUCUACAUUCCAUGAAAGGUCAUUUGCUGCAAAAACUAAAAAAUGGUUGGAGGAACAUGAAUCAUGGAAGAGUGCCAUUCUUAUUCUUGUCCUUGCUGGCACCUGCAUGGUGAUUGGAGAUGGAAUUCUUACCCCGGCUAUAUCAGUUUUAUCGGCUGUUGGUGGCAUCAAGGUAAAUAAGCCCGGCAUGGAUAGCAGUGUGGUAGUUCUGGUUGCUGUUGUAAUAUUAGUUGGGUUUUUCAGCAUGCAACAUUUUGGCACAGACAGAGUUAGUUGGCUCUUUGCUCCCAUUGUUCUCCUUUGGUUUCUCCUAAUCGGAGGUAUCGGUAUAUUUAAUAUCUGGAAACAUGGAUUCCGAGUUCUAAAAGCCUUUUCUCCUGUGUAUAUAUAUCAUUAUUUUAAAAGAGGUGGAAAAGAGGGAUGGACUUCCCUCGGUGGUAUCAUGCUCAGUAUAACAGGGACAGAGGCUCUUUUUGCCGACCUAGCUCAUUUUCCGGUCUCAGCUGUACAGCUAGCAUUUACUCUAGUUGUGUUUCCUUGCCUUCUUUUAGCCUACUCUGGACAAGCUGCAUACCUUAUGGAUAACUUGACUCAUUCACGGGACGCUUUUUAUCGAUCUAUUCCAGAUAGAAUAUACUGGCCGGUAUUUGUUGUUGCAACAGCGGCAGCCAUAGUUGCGAGCCAGGCGACGAUAACUGCAACUUUUUCGAUUAUUAAGCAAGCCCUUGCUCAUGGAUGUUUCCCAAGAGUUAAAGUUGUUUAUACAUCAAAGAAAUUCCUUGGUCAGAUAUAUAUUCCAGAUAUCAAUUGGAUCCUUAUGAUUCUUUGCAUUGCAGUUACGGCUGGAUUUGAAAAUCAAAACCAGAUAGGAAAUGCUUAUGGUACCGCAGUUGUGAUUGUCAUGCUCGUUACAACACUCCUUAUGAUUCUUAUCAUGAUAUUAGUGUGGCGCUGCCACUGGAUUCUUGUACUUGCCUUCACUAGCUUAUCGUUGGUUGUGGAAUUCGCCUACUUCUUCUCCGUAAUUUUCAAAGUUGAUCAAGGUGGAUGGGUUCCCCUUGCAAUCGCCGGAACAUUUCUUAUUAUUAUGUUUGUUUGGCAUUACGGUACGGUGAAACGCUACGAGUUUGAAAUGCAUAGUAAGGUCUCGAUGGCGUGGAUUCUUGGGCUCGGCCCAAGUUUAGGGCUUGUUCGUGUACCUGGAAUUGGACUAGUCUACACAGAACUUGCUAGUGGAGUACCCCCUAUCUUUUCUCAUUUCAUCACCAACUUACCAGCCAUUCAUUCCGUCGUGGUUUUCGUAUGCGUCAAAUACCUUCCCGUCUACACCGUCCCAGAAGAAGAAAGAUUUCUCAUCAAAAGGAUUGGACCCAAGAAUUUCCACAUCUUUCGAUGUGUGGCACGGUAUGGCUACAAAGACCUACACAAGAAAGACGACGAGUUUGAGAAAAAACUCUUCGAUAACCUCUCGAUGUUUGUUAAACUCGAGUCUAUGAUGGAAGGUUGUUCGGAUUCGGAUGAAUACAGUAUAUAUGGACAACAAACAGAGUGGUCAAGAGACGGCUUGUUGAACAACAAUGGAAGCACAAUUUCUUCAAACAUGGAGUUAACAAUAAACUCAAUAGAUUCAAUAGUACAAGUAAGAUCGCCACCGCAUGUUAGGUCCUCCGGUCAAGUAAGCAACCAAACUGAGGUCGACGAACUCGAAUUUUUAAAUAGCUGCAGGGAUGCCGGCGUGGUUCACAUAAUGGGAAACACGGUUGUAAGGGCAAGGAGGGAUUCAAAUUUCUUCAAGAAAUUAGCUGUUGAUUAUAUAUAUGCAUUUCUUAGGAAGAUAUGCAGGGAAAAUAGUGUGAUCUUCAAUGUUCCUCAUGAGAGUCUCUUAAAUGUUGGUCAGAUUUUCUAUGUAUAGCUUCCCAAUCUCUCCCAUCAUCAUCACAAAUUCUUUUGUGAUUGCCAUCCUGUGCAAAGUUCAGGUUAGUGUAGCAUUUGAACAAACACCUUGAUUGCAGUAAUCAGUGCUACAAUUCAAGGAAUUGACUUCAUAAACAACUUUUUGGUAAUUAUUUGUUGAAAAUUGGAAGUAUUUUUUGUUUGAGAUUAGGGUUUAGGUAAAUCAGAAACGGUUAAUCACCUUGAUUACAGUUAUGUUAUUUUAACAGACUUUUUUAACACCGUAUACAUACAUCGCGACUAUUCAUUCCUUUA